This is a messenger RNA of Amborella trichopoda, 1050 nucleotides long. Its product is annotated as Galactose oxidase/kelch repeat superfamily protein. The record is from RefSeq and is a predicted model, not a curated record. Lineage: Eukaryota; Viridiplantae; Streptophyta; Magnoliopsida; Amborellales; Amborellaceae. Gene Ontology annotation, molecular function: protein binding.
AUGGAGGCAAGCCUCUGGAGCAGGCUACCAGAGGAGCUCCUACACCUGGUUCUAGCUCACCUUUCACCUCAGAGGUUUCUAAAACUCAGGCCAACCUGCAGGGCCUUUAGCAACCUCAUUCUAUCUCCUUCCUUCAUCUAUCUCCACUCACCGAACAGAGCUUCACUCUCAUUUUUGCUCAUGUCUCACCCAAAUCAUCGAACCCAACUUCACCUCUACGAACCCAUUUCAAGCCAGUGGCGCCUCCUCCCUUUUGCCCUUUCAACCCACCCCAUAUUUUCCAUGGCCGGUCUCCUCUGUUUUUUCAAUGGCUCCUGCUUUCUUCUCUGCAACCCCAUCACGAAAUCGUCUCGAUUGGUGCCUUGCCCAAACCUCAAGUUCCUCUUUCUAACCAUGAUCCCAGGCGAAACCCCAAGCUCUUAUAGGAUUUUCAUGGUGUCUGGUUCAUUGGAUUGCUGGCUCUAUGAUUCAACAGUAACCAGGUGGAAGAAAACAUGGGUGUUCGAUGAGAAAGCCGCAAUGGAUUUGGAGAGGUCAGGUGGAGUUUUCUCCAAUGGCCUCCUGGUUUUUUCAAGGUCUAAUCCUUUCUCUGUAACUGGUUUUCGAUUAGAGACUAGAGAAUGGGAAGAACUCGCCGGAGACUCACCAGAAAACCACCAUUUUUGGCCAGAAGACCUCGUUUUCUCAAGGCUAGUAACCUGUGAAGGCCGAGUUUUCAUGGUGGGUGGAAUUGGGGUACAUGGGGUAUCAAGAGAAAUGAUUUUAUGGGGUUUUAGAGAGAGAGAAAAGGAUUGGGAUGAGAUCGAAAGAGUUCCUGUAAUGAUUUCUAGGAAGCUUUUCUCAGUAUGUUUCCAUAACUUUGAAUUGGUUUGGUGUGUUGGGAUUGAAGGGAUGAUAUGCGUGUGUUGUUUGACAUGGCCUGAGGUUUUGGUUUUUAAGGUGGGAAGAGGGACAUGGCACUGGUUGAGUGUGUGUCCCUUCGUGGACUAGAAAUGGACUUGUGGGUUUAGGUGGUCCUCUUUCCAGCCUGAUCUCUAUGCUCAGCCAUGA